AUGACAAGAGCGACCUCCAUCAAGGACGUCGACCAGCACGAGGCUACCAAGUCGAUCGCCCACUUCUUGAAGAAGAGUGGAAAGGUCAAGGUCCCAGAAUGGUCUGACCUCGUCAAGCUCGGAGUCAACAAGGAGCUCGCCCCAGUCGACCCAGAUUGGUUCUACACUCGCGCUGCCAGUCUUGCCCGUCAUCUUUAUUUCCGCCCAGCCGGAAUUGGAGCUUUCAAGAAGGUCUACGGAGGAAACAAGAGACGUGGAGUCGCCCCAAACCAUUUCCAGACUUCGGCCGGAAACUGCCUCAGAAAGGCUGUUCAACAACUCGAGAAGAUCAAGUGGGUUGAGAAGCACCCAGACGGCAAGGGAAGAAUCCUCUCCAAGCAGGGACGCAAGGAUUUGGACAGAAUCGCCACCAGCCUCAGAUCCUCGGGACAACAAGCCUAA
This is a messenger RNA of Caenorhabditis remanei, 441 nucleotides long. RefSeq lists its product as uncharacterized. Gene Ontology annotation, molecular function: structural constituent of ribosome; RNA binding. Gene Ontology annotation, cellular component: cytosolic small ribosomal subunit; ribosome. Gene Ontology annotation, biological process: ribosomal small subunit assembly; translation. The record is from RefSeq and is a predicted model, not a curated record. The transcript has 3 exons. Bases 1 to 441 code for a protein of 146 amino acids. Lineage: Eukaryota; Metazoa; Nematoda; Chromadorea; Rhabditida; Rhabditidae.